GAUGACCAGAGACUGCGGACAGUACAAGAGAUGACCAGAGACUGCGGACAUAGUACAGGAGAUGACCAGAGACUGCGGACAGUACAGGAGAUGACCAGAGACUGCGGACACAGUACAGGAGAUGACCAGAGACUGCGGACACAGUACAGGAGAUGACCAGAGACUGCGGACAUAGUACAGGAGAUGACCAGAGACUGCGGACAGUACAGGGGAUGACCAGAGACUGCGGACACAGCACAGGAGAUGACCAGAGACUGCGGACAGUACAGGAGAUGACCAGAGACUGCAGACAGUACAAGAGAUGACCAGAGACUGCGGACA
Staurois parvus is the source of this 321-nucleotide messenger RNA. NCBI's taxonomy places the organism in Eukaryota, Metazoa, Chordata, Amphibia, Anura, Ranidae. The record is from the annotation of a GenBank genome assembly.